This is a messenger RNA of Peniophora sp. CBMAI 1063, 1728 nucleotides long. The record is from the annotation of a GenBank genome assembly. Lineage: Eukaryota; Fungi; Basidiomycota; Agaricomycetes; Russulales; Peniophoraceae.
AUGCUCGACCCGCGACCACCCAUCCUCAGGCUUCCCGUUGAACUCUUGUCCUACGUCGCCGAGUACCUUGGACCACCAGACCUUGCGCGCGCCGAACCGGGGUGGUUGGUGUUUCCAGCCGUCUGUAGGCUAUGGAGGGACGUAGCGCACAGACUUCUUGAAUGGGAAUCCGGAGAGAUAGACGAGUGGACGGAAUACGCUCAAAUCGACCUUUUACCCCAACACUAUCUGGUGGAAUUGAACGCGCAUAUGACCACAUUGGGACAUCCGUCUACAACACUGUUGAGCGGCACAGUUUUUGGCGGUCAUGAGAGCAGCGCCUUCUGGGGCAUUCGUCCUAUCUGGACGGGUGGCGCCGUGGAUUAUGUUGAUGGAUGCCUCGCAGUCUUUACUACGGAGGCCGACGACGCGUCACGACACGACGUGAACACUUACCUCUCGCAGCCACUUUAUGGCCUCCGUUUCCCGUGGGUUACCUCUAUCACCAUCACCCUCCCGGGACCCGCCGUCAUAGACGAGCCGAAUUUCACCUUCGCAGACGCACCCUUCAUCGACGCGCCCGCUCUGCGCAUGCUGCAUCUCAUGGACUACGUACUCGACUGGAGCUGCCAUCAUCUACAGUCUCUCAACAUCGUCCUGCGCAAUCUCGAGAACGCGGAGAACCGCACUCGGUAUUGCUAUCCUCCUGCUCGCCUCGUCGAACUCAUGAGCGACUCACGACUCACGCUCGAAGACGUUAUACUGUAUAACUGCAUUCCUUCGGUGGAAGACACGCCCACGAUACCGGCCGUCUUCUUCCCGCGCGUACACGACGUUCUGCUCCACGGCGGCGUUGCCGAGACGUGGUGGAUCCGGCAGUCCAUGGCUCUACGAGCGCACGUCCAACCGACAUUCACGACGUAUCCGCACGUCCCGUGUGGCGAGGUCCUGCGCUCUUUUGCAUGGGAGUACGCCAAAUCGACGGUUGGCUGGCACGGAGACUCUGGCGAUGAUCACGGAUCGCAUGCAGCGAUUGGGAUGCUGUCCUUUCACAAAUCAACCUCGCCUCGCAUCGCGCCGGAUGAAUCGCGAUGCGUCGUCAAAGCAUAUGCCACGGGCGUGUGCGCGGAGGCCGUCGCAUCGCAGUUGAUCGUGGAUUCCGCCGGCAUCGAUGCGCCCGAGGGGGAAGACUCUCAACUUCAUUCAAGAUUCAGACCUGUCGCUGGCGGGGCGACCAGUGCCGUCCCCGAGCCAGUGUUUGUCGUCAACCUCCGCUGGAACACACACGCAUGGGAUUCGGCAGACGAUCUUCCUGACCGCCCCCAUCGCACCUCGCUCGCGAGCGUGACGGACAUCUUCGUCCACGAAGACGAAGGCGAGACUGAGAGCCUAUUUGCCGAAGACAUAAACGGCACGAUGACGUGGGCGAUGAUGCUCCUCCACUUCCCCACGCUACGGCACAUGCACAUAACGGCCGCCUCCGGCCGCUCGCUCUGGCCCGUUAGAGCCCCCGACGCGUUCUUCCCUACGCUCGAGACACUCUGGCUACGAGGAGCCGACUCGGCCUCGCCGCAUGAGCUGGACGUCCGUGAGCCGCUACUGAUUCUCAUCCGGCGACUCGGAGUGACAAGGGAGUUCGUGCCGGGAGGCGAGUUCACGAUACGGCUGGAGAAUGUGUGUCUUGUUGGGGAUGAGCAGUUGGUGAAGCAGUUUUGGGAGCUUAACGGGACGGGGUGGACAGAUGCAUAG